UUCCAGCUUUCAUAGGGUGCUCAGCUGGCACCAGCUUUGGGCCUUUGGCUCUCUCCAGUUAUUGCUCACGCGUCCUCCCUCUCUUUAUCUCUACAGCUAUUUCCUCCUCCCUAUAUAUACUACUACUCCCCAAAGACCCCUUCAUUCAAACAACCACCGACUCUCUCUGUCUCUCUCAAAAAAUGGCCUUUUCUAGUAAUGGGUUUUCUAUGUUUGCAUUGGUUUGUGUAGUGGUGAGCUCUUUACUAGUAGCCGCCUAUGCUGGUAACUUUUACCAGGACUUCGAUUUAACAUGGGGAGAUAACCGUGCCAAGAUAUUCAAUGGAGGACAGCUUCUAUCUCUUUCUCUAGACAGGGUCUCUGGCUCUGGCUUCAAGUCUAAGAAGGAAUACCUUUUUGGGAGAAUUGAUAUGCAGCUUAAACUUGUUGCUGGCAACUCUGCUGGCACUGUUACUGCCUAUUACUUGUCUUCUCAGGGGCCUACUCACGAUGAAAUUGACUUUGAGUUCUUGGGAAACCUUAGCGGUGACCCUUAUAUCCUACACACAAAUGUUUUCACUCAAGGCAAGGGAAACAGAGAGCAACAGUUCUAUCUCUGGUUCGACCCCACAAGAAAUUUUCACACUUACUCCAUCAUCUGGAAACCCCAGCACAUAAUCUUCUUGGUUGAUAACGUUCCCAUAAGAGUAUUCAAGAAUGCCGAACCGAUCGGCGUUCCCUUCCCUAAGAGCCAACCUAUGAGGAUUUACUCUAGCCUCUGGAACGCUGACGACUGGGCGACAAGAGGAGGAUUGGUGAAAACUGAUUGGUCCAAGGCGCCCUUCACAGCAUACUACCGGAACUUCAAGGUCACCGCCUCCACUGCUGCAUGGCGGACCAAUGCUGGAUGGGAGACCAACGAGCUUGAUGGCCCUGGCCGAAGACGACUGAGAUGGGUUCAGAAAUACUUCAUGAUUUACAACUACUGCACUGACUUGAAACGCUUCCCUCAAGGUGUUCCUCCUGAGUGCGGACGCUCGAGAUUUCUCUAAAAGAAAGAAGCUAGAAGCAGCUUUUCUAGUCAAGUUUCGAUGGAGUUGAUCUGUACGUAAUAUAUAUAGUCCAUGGUUGGAUGGGUGGAGAUUCUUUGCAACUUCCUCUGUGAUGAAGUUUGAUUUAGCUUGAAAUCAGGAUUCAAAUAAAUUAAAUUCUUUCGUGUCUUUGUAUGUUAACGGGGACUUGGUGCCACCGACUCUGUUCAGCCCCCUCUAUGGUUUAUGAUGUUUGAAUAUUUGUUCAUAUAAUGAAAUUACUUGUUUUCUAUUUUA
Alnus glutinosa is the source of this 1307-nucleotide messenger RNA. Its product is annotated as xyloglucan endotransglucosylase/hydrolase 2-like. Lineage: Eukaryota; Viridiplantae; Streptophyta; Magnoliopsida; Fagales; Betulaceae. Gene Ontology annotation, biological process: xyloglucan metabolic process; cell wall biogenesis. The transcript has 3 exons. The record is from RefSeq and is a predicted model, not a curated record. Gene Ontology annotation, cellular component: apoplast; cell wall. The coding region runs from base 183 to 1031 and encodes 282 amino acids. Gene Ontology annotation, molecular function: hydrolase activity, hydrolyzing O-glycosyl compounds; xyloglucan:xyloglucosyl transferase activity.